GCUUAGCUUGUUAGCUUAGCUCGCAAAGAAACGCCUGCUCGAGCAAGCGCGAGUGUAAAGUGAAAGUGUCUAGGGUACAAAUACCGAGCGCGUGGGUGGAUCGGCGACUCGCUGCGGCUGUCCCAAAUAUUUGGACAGUUGGGAAAAGCGAUGGCAGAGUUCGAGGUGGAACUUUCUCGAACAAAAGAGGAGCGACAAAAACAACUACUGGACGCUGUUUUCAAGAAGUCUCUACAAGUUGUGUUACGCAGAGCAGACGUCAGUGAAGAACAUCAUCCCCUCAAGCGGCAGGAGGAGCUGCAGCCCCCUUACAUUAAAGAGCAAAAGGAGGCGCUACAGCCCCCCCACAUUAAAGAGGAAGAGAAGGAACACAGCAUCAGUCAGGAGGGAGAGCAGCUUGACGGACUGGAGGAGUUCCCAGUGAUUGUUGUCCUUGUGAAGAGUGAAGAUGAAGAAGGAGGUCAAAGUGAGGAGAAGAGCGAGGUGGAGCUUUCACAUCGACACGUGACAACAGAAGCUGACGGAGACCACUGUGGAGGAUCACAAGCAGACGCCCUCUCAGCUCCGCCAUCAGAGAGUGACGACGCAACAUCGCACUCUCCUGAUGCUGUGUGUUGUCACGCUGACCGCAGGUGCUGGAAAUGCUCUCAGUGUGGCAAAUCCUUUAACCGCAAGACACAUUUGGACAGCCACAUUAUGAUCCACACGGGAGAAAAACCCUUUUUUUGCCCGGUUUGUGGGAAGAGAUUCUCCCGGAGGGGAACUUUGACAGUACACACGAGAACGCACACUGGAGAGAAACCUUUUCCCUGUGCAGUGUGCGGUAUCGGUUUUAUACAAAAGGCUAAGUUGGAAAGACACAUGAGAAGACACACCGGGGAAAAACCUUUUACCUGCUCCGUGUGUGGUAAAAGAUUCUCGCAGAAGGCACAUUUGAUGACACACACAAGAAUACACACUCGGGAAAAACCUUUCACCUGUUCAGUGUGUGGUUUAAGCUUUGGACGAAAAGAUAAGCUGGAAAGACACAUGAGAAUACACACCGGGGAGAAACCUUUCACCUGUUCCGUGUGUGGUAAAAGAUUCACGCAGAAGACGCAUUUGAUGGCACACACAAGAGUACACACGAGGGGGAAACCUUUCACCUGUUCAGCGUUGUGCGGAAUGGAUAUUUGACACGCUGGGGAAAAACUUCAUACCUGCUCGUUCUGUGGCGUAUGAUAUGCUAACGAGUUAGAUUUGACGGAACAUUUGAGGGUACACACUGAAGAGGAAGCUUUCACCCAUUCAGUCUGUGGUUUAGACUGAACUCUAGACGCCUUCUGUGGUAUUUGCGCUUGAAUUUUUCCACCAUCGAGACAACUUAGCCUCAAAAUGGGUUCUUGCUGCCUUUUGUUUAGCCUACUGCUGAAAUUGAUUAUUAUUAUGAUCUUAUUUAGCAUUUUAGCACGUAUGAGUCUACAUUUCUGUCCCCCAGUGGGGGCAUGGGCGAAAAUAGUUGAGAACCGCUGCUAUAAGGUGAUGAUUGUGUUGAAAUCGUUACACUGUAUUCUAUUGCUGUCUUUAUGUAUUGUUCACGAGUAAGGUUGUUUCUUUGUCCCGUUUUAUGCUGAUUAUAAUGAAGUUUAACAAAUGAAAAGCCUUGUCCGCAACUGGGUCCUCCAGCUGCCUGGAGGGCGCCAAACACUCGAACGUACGCGUUACAUCCCGCCCACUUCCUGUUGACGCAUCUCGUGCUAGCUUAGCUUGUGAGCAGCUGGUAACAAAGAGACGCGGAAGUUGGCAACACAUCGCCAAGCAGAAGUGAAGUGUCGUGAUUGUGUGGAAGUGUCUAACGUACAAAGACUGCCAACGCGGGCGAAUCAGCGACCAACCGCAGAAGGUUGCAAAGGACGAUGGCAGAGUUCGAGGAGGAACUCGAACGAGGAGGAAAAGCGCACGAGCGACAAAAUCUACUGGACGCCGUUUUCAAGAAGUCUCUGCAAGUCGUGUUACACAGAGCAGACGUCAGUGAAGGACGUCUCCAUCAGCAGGGGUGGAGCUCCAGUCCGCAGCCCCCCCGCGUUAAGGAAGAAGAGGAGACACAGCCCCCCUACGUUAAAGAGGAAGCGGAGGAUCCAGAACCCCCCCAUAUUAAAGAAGAAGAAGAGGAGCCACAGACCACCCACGUUAAAGAGGAAGCUGAGGAAGGUCGCAUCAGUCGGCAGGGAGAGCGUCAUGAAAGGCUGGAGGUGUCCCCGGCGAUUGGUGUCCAUGUGAAGAGUGAAGAUGAUGAAGAUAAAGGUUGGAGUGGGGAGAAGAGAGAAGAGGCGGAGCCUCCAAGCAGCCCUUCAAUUCAACACAUAACAGAAGCUGACGGAGGAGCACAAGCAGACAGACUCUUAGCUUCACUCCCAGAUAAAUACGACGCAAUUUCAGUCUCUCCCGACACCGACGACGAAGACUCGAAGGCUGACGUGACGUCUCACCCUGACAACACACGCUGGAAAUGCUCUCAGUGUGGCAGAACGUUGAGCAACAAGUCAAAUCUAGUUGCACACAUGAAGACCCACACCGGAGAGAAACCAUUCAUGUGCUCCAUUUGUGGCAAUAGCUUCUCUAGGAAAGCAAGUUUGACAGUACACACGAGAAUCCAUUCUGGAGAGAAACCGUAUACCUGUUCAGUGUGUGGUGGAGGUUUUAGACGAACAUAUGAUUUGAAAGUACACUUGAGAAUUCACGCCGGGGAAAAACCCUUCAAAUGCUCGGUGUGUGGUAAAAGCAUGACGCGAAAAUACGAUAUGAAAGUUCACGAGAAGACACACUGGGGAAAAAGCCUUUACCUGCUCAGUGUGUGGUAAAAGAUUUCCACAGAAAGGACUUUUGGAAACCCAAGAAUACACACUAGAGAUAAAAGUUUUACCUCUUCACUGUGUGCUUUCAGUUUUUACGAAAUGAACGUUUGAAAAGACACUUGAGGACACACAUUGAAAAGAAACCGUUCGUCUGUGCGGGAAAUUAUUCGGAUGACAUAAAUAGUUCGGCCUCGCCAUUUUUGACACCUCGGUGUGAAGUCGCAGUUUACAUGCACAAUCUUUCACGUGCCUUGGCCAAACGCUGGCUGCCUCCUCAACACAAGCGGGGCGAUUUUGGUCAUUAUUUAGGUGUGUGUAGAGCAGGCGUCGUCAGCCCAAACUGAUUCUACUUGUUUUACCAGCAUAUUAAUAAAAUGUUGGUAUCCACAAGGCCCAUUUUGUAUUAAAAAUCAACUGUCUGCAUUUUGUAUUGCAGAGUUCAUUUCUCUCUAGUGUUGCAGCUAUGGGCCGCAUUCUCUAGCCUAUUUGUGCUCUGCGCUCAUUUGCUUAUCAAGUCAGAUGGGCGCCCUCUACAGGUGGGAUUCUGACGCCCCCGUGCUGCUCGCGAAGACAGUGCAUCAAACCAAACCGAGCAGUAAGAGGGGUGAGUUCAUCGCUGGGCCUCAGCCGUUCGGUUAAUUACAAGGUAAAGUAAAUUACAACUGUAAUUGCUGAAAAAUAAAUCGCACUUUAUUCUUAAUAAUGUGUCAUAUUGACUAUAUCGCUGGCCAAGAGUCGAAAAUAUGAGUUGGUUUAGCUUUGAUUGCUUGUGGAGGUGUCGACUGUGUCAACAAAACAUGGAAAAGAGAAAGUGAAAGCCAGCGGGUGCAAAGUAUGGCACCAUAACAUCGCUGUAUGUUAGCAUAACCAGUGACGUGUGCAGAGACGCUGUUGAAGUAACGAGGAGGUGGUUGAUCUUUAUUGCAAAUAAACGGAUGGAUGUCGGCCGGAAGCACGUCAGAGCACAGCUACACAACUAUCGUACGGUGGUCCCACCCCCUGGUGCGUUCAGGGCAACCCAAAACAGUCAGACUAACACAGAGCACAACCACGUGUCACAGG
Dunckerocampus dactyliophorus (ringed pipefish) is the source of this 3896-nucleotide messenger RNA. RefSeq names its product gastrula zinc finger protein XlCGF8.2DB-like. The record is from RefSeq and is a predicted model, not a curated record. Gene Ontology annotation, biological process: regulation of transcription by RNA polymerase II. The transcript has 3 exons. Gene Ontology annotation, molecular function: DNA-binding transcription factor activity; RNA polymerase II cis-regulatory region sequence-specific DNA binding. The coding region runs from base 151 to 1176 and encodes 341 amino acids. NCBI's taxonomy places the organism in Eukaryota, Metazoa, Chordata, Actinopteri, Syngnathiformes, Syngnathidae.